GGAUGUAGAAACUGAAAAUUACAUACGGCUACUGUUGGUUCUUGUUCGAGUAGGGAUGCUGGUUUGCAAAGGUAUCAUAGAUAAAGAAUUAAAAUUUAAAGAAACUGCCCUACAUGUCGUCCUGAAACCUCAUGAAAAAAAACUGAAGCUUUUAAAGUACCAAAAGCUUAUACUUUUUCCGGAAAAUGGAAAUCCACACGUUGAUGACCUUGACCUAUCUUUGCUGACAUUUGUCCUACAAAAUGUGAUGGAUCUUUCUGACACUGAAAAGGAAAACGUUAAAGUUAUCAAGGAAACAAGAAACACGUUAGCACAUACUUCGACAGCUUCAAUAGAGAUUGCUAAAUACAAGACCCUGAAAAAAGAUCUAGAAGACGCUUUGGAGAGACUGUGCUUGGGACUUGACGUGUCUCUUCAGACCGAAUGCUCAACAUUAAUACAAAAGUUUACAAGCGAUUCACUUGAUGAGGCAACUGCUCUAAAGUACGCAAAAGAGAUGCGGGAUGAAGACGAGCUGUUACAAAAUUUAGCUGGAAUGUUGGAAGAACAUUCUACAAGGAUAGUGCAAGAACUACAAGCAUCAGAGAACCGAAUACAAGAAACGCUAUCAGAUAUCCAGUUGUCGGUGACAGAAGGACUCCAAAAGUUACAAGCUCCCCCACGCGAUGAAAAGAUACAAGACUUGCAAGAAACGGAUGAAACAGAAGAUAUGGGCACAUGUGAUCAACACAAAGAGAGAAUUUCAUUCUUCUGUGAAACAGAGAACACUCUUUGCUGUCAUGUGUGCAAAAAGGAGCAGCAUGAAAAAUGUAAAGGCAUUCAACCAGUAUCUGAGGAAAUAUUGGAGUGGAAAUGCAAUCCAGCAUUGGAAAUACAACGACUUCAGACUGAAGCUCGGUUGCUUGGUAAUUGGAUUUCAUCCGUUGAAAAGGUACAUAAGAAAGGGGAAGACAUUCUUUUAGUAAAAUUUGAUGCACGGAGAAAAACUUUCCAAGAACAUACCGAAAAGAAAGAAAAAUUACUAAAACGGAAGGCAAAACUAGUCAGAGAUAUGACAUCUAUCGAGAUAGAGGGAAAUCGCAGCCACUGUGAGGAUUUUAUAGUAAAAACCGAACAAGCGAAACUCUCACUGAUAAAUAUGGCUCAAAGUGACAAAAAGACAGAAAAUGUCAUUGCUAAACUUACAUUGCAGAAAUUUGUGAACGAUCUUAAUUCAUUCUCAGAUAUAUCUCUACCUUCAUUCAACUUUGACAGUCUUGAAUUUGAUUGGAAAUUUGACCAUACCGAGUGGACCAAAAUACUAAAAACGGUGAGUCCUGAGCAGAGCCCUGUACAGCUUUGUCUUAUCAGUUCUACUGAAACGAAGUCGACUAAAGACGAUGAAAAAGAACCAUUUUACUCGGGCAUUGAUUAUCUACUCGACGGUAGACUAGUUGCCGUGGAUAACAACAACCGUAAAUGCGUAGUUUUCAAUGAGAAGCUUCAGAAAGUAGGAUCACAUCAGUUAUCGUAUUUUCCUCAGAGUUUAGUUGCUGUAUCUGAGGAGCAAGUGGCGAUAACAAGUGGUGGUUGCUACAAGAUAGAUAUUCUACGUGUCAGCAAAUCCAGUGAAAUAACUUUGAUAAGGAGGUGCAAAGUAACAGCUAAAUAUGACUCUAUAUGUCUGAAGGACGAUGGACACUUCGUUGUUGGAACUUCCGAUGAUUCCAGGAUAUUUCGUUUUCUAUCUCUGUCAGGACGUGAGAAAGAUUACAGCUAUCUGAACAAGAAAGAUCCUGAAUGCAAAAUAAAGUGUACGUAUAUAAGAAACAGAAAAAAUGUUGCGGUAACUGAUACCAAAAAUGUCUUUCUGUUCGACAUAGCGACAAAGAAAAAGGUCGUCGUUGACGAAGACGCCAGGAUAGUUUCACCAAAAGGGGUAGCAGUAGGACCCUUCGAUUGUAUCUUCGUGUGUAGCCGCGAGACAAACAGCAUUGUACAGAUUUCUCAUUUGGGGCAUAUUUUAAAAUCUCAUGAGAUAGAUAUGUUGUCUCCAUGCACAAUUUGCUUUUCACAAGACAAAACAAAGCUUGCUGUUGCAAACAGUGUUUGGGGAAGAAAAUGCUUGCAAGUAUUCGAAGUAGUUAUACGAUAUAUGUAAAUAAAUAAAACUCUCCAAAAAUUCACUGAAACACAAACAAAGUGUAUAAGUGUUUGAAACAGCAAUAUCAUAAUAAGCAGACUUAACACACUUGUAUAAAUUGUUAAACCUUUUAGUGAUAAAUAAUGUGUUUUCUAUUUUUUUAUUUACAUAUAUAUGUCAUAAACUGUUUAAAAAGACCAUGAUGACGUAUAGAAUGUAAAUAAGCUAAAUAAUAGCAGACUUUGUAUGACAGGGUCUGUUCAAUAUUCAAUGUGCCCCUGGCAUCGGCUUAAGCAAAAGUCUUAGACUGUUACAUAGAUACUAUAAAUCCAUGACCACAAAUGACUGUUGUAGUAUUACAAUGCUUUUACGGCAAUCACAGGGCACUUCAAGGCAGAGGUUGAGAUAUUCAAGACAAUUUAUUAAAAUAUUCUUUUGGAAACACCGCUAAUGAAAUCCUUGAUAUGUCACUAAUGGAACGCAUAAACCCGCUGCUUAUGGAAUCCUUAAAAGACUAUAGUUACAGAACGCAUAGUAGAUCAUUAAUGGAACGCAUAACAGACCGCUAAUGGAACACGUUAUUAACUGCUACUGAAAUGAAUAAGGGAACGCUUUCCAUUUUAGAAACUUAUUAAUUAUACCAACUUACAGAAAAGCUCUUAAUUCUAAGCUUGUUUCAUGUAUAAUUAGGCCCAGUGCUCUAGAAUUCUUUGAGUUGAAAUGAACAUAAGGCUUUGGUUGAGAGGUAGUACCAAAAUUAUGCCAAUCACUGGUGUCAUCAACAUAAUUUUUCACUUAAGUUUCUAACAAAAAACCACAAGAUCGUUCAAUCAUGCAUUGCAAAUACAAAGAUGUAUUUUUUUCUACAAGAAUUUAAUGAUCUAUAUUCGCACUAUACAGAGAAAACUGAAUAAAUCCAAUCUCAUUAAUAUCAGGUAAAAUUAAGUUGUUUUUUUCUUCGCAGCAACACAAGGUGUUCUUAUGGUAUUCAAAGAAAAAUGAACAAUUAAAAUAUAAAUUUAAAAAGUUUUCUUUUUCAAAAAAUAAUUGUGGCAAAUUGCGAUGUUGUAUAAAAAAGAAAAAGAAAAUGUUGCAUUUCGUUUGUAUAGGUGAAUGAAUUAUACUCAUUUUGAAUGUGACAUCAUUCUAAGAAAUUGCGCAAUUGGUUGUUUUUUUUUUCAAAAUCAAUAAGGUUUAAACUAUCUAUUCUAAUUUUGACCAGUAUUGUUACGAAAACAAAUGUUGUGAUUGAUUAAAUGUUACAGCUUAACACAGAUCUGAAGUAACUGAAAACACAGGAAGCAAUUUCACAGGCACCCUGCUUAGUUACUGCCUCAUCUCAUAUACGUCAUAUUCCAUAUUGGUCGGAAAAAUAGUACUAUGAUACUGUUAGCAUUACAUUAUUAUGUCAGAUAACAUAGUACUAAUUAUAGUGCACUUUUGAACUAAAUCAUAAUCGUGCCAUUUUAUGCUUUUUAUGAUAUUUUUGCUUAAUCACAAAUGAAUGCUGACAAGAACAAUGUACAAAAUGCAUUUAGAAUGCAUAUUGAAAGUGAAAAAUAAAUAAACCCAAACUUGGUGAAUUUAAGCUAUUAUUCAUUCAGAUAAAAGACGCCUCAACAAUUUUUGCAUUUGUUUGCAAUUUUCAGCAGCUUACGUACUUUUUAAAAAGUGGAAUAAACAAAAUAGCUGUUUAUCAUUAGAAUAGUUACCAUUUUGUUUUUAUGCAUAAUCUAUUAAUUGAUUACUGGUACAUGAUAUGAAAAUUAAUGUUUUCUUUUGAUGUAGAUAUAUAAACCUUAUUUACAUAUGCAGAUACAAGUAUAAUACUUAUUAAACAGUUUUAUUUUAUAUGAUGAUAUUCAAAUUUUGAAAAGGUUUUAUACCUAAAAGCAAUAAUAUUAACACAUCAAAUGAACUCUGUGCCUGCAGAGGAAACCUUAUGUAUCAAUUUUCAAUUUUGAUUUCUACUAAUCUCCAACGAUUUCAGUACAAGCUGUGGAUUCUAGAAACAAAAAUUUAAGAAUUGUACUGACUAGAACUAUCACUAAAAGGUGAUUCAUACUCCCACUGAAAUCUUUCUUUGAAACACAUAAUAUAAUGAAAUAAUGAUAUACUCCUUUAAAAUAUCACUGUACUUCUAUUUCAGGCUACAUGGAAUUCCUUUGUUUUCGUCUUAAAUGAUGUUUCUGAUAUUUCCUAAAUGUAAAUAAUGCAACAAAAAUAAGAGCACUUAAUCCAUUUUUCCGCCAAUUAUAUUAAACAAUAUCUAGAUAUAUUUAGCAAAAACACAAUAAGUGCUUUUACUGGGUUUUUGCACUAAACAAAUACUUUUGUGAAGUUCAAACAUUUUUGCAACUUUAUCAAAGUCAUCAUUUUUCACUUGGAUAUAAUAUCCAAUAAUUUUUCAGUUGAUGUAUACGUCUAUUUUGAAGCCAAAAAUGUAAAAAAGUCUUUUUUUGUAAAAUUUGGAGUUACCGUUACUGCGCUAAGGUGACGAUGUGUUUAAUUCAAUGCAAUUGUUGUAAAUCAAAUAUAAAAUUAAGUUUGAUAGGCAUAACCCGUUUCUAUUGUUGAGAGAAAUUAUUGGUCAACACUUUUGCCUACUGUAUGUACAAAUGAUGUAAUCAUAUAUUAGGUAAAGUAUAUGAUAGCUACAAAAUGUGUUUAACUAUCAAUCCUGAACAAAUACAUUCAUUUCUUAAAAGGGGUGUAAUCUUUCCCAGAGUAUGUAUUUUAACUAUACAAACAUAUUUUUAUGUUGCAAUAUUGUUCCUUUCUGUUUUCUGUUACUACAAAACAUAAUAUGUGUUACUGGUAACAUAUACAGUAUCUGUAGGAAAGCUAAUAUUUGUGCCGUAUCUUAUAAUGAUAAUGAUUGUUAUAAUUAUUAUUAUUAUUUCUUUAUUUUACGAAGGUUAACUCAUUAUGCAAUGACAUAAGCAGAUACAAAUGAAAUUACACAUUUACAAUGAGGCCUUCAACAAGCUUCACAUUAUUAAAAUACAGGUGGUCUAGUGGUAUCAUGCUUGACUGCCAAUCCAGAGGUCCGAGGUUCGAAUCCAGGUCCAGGAACUAGAAAUUUCUGAGAUGCUCUUGGGUGUCUCUUACCUGACUAAGAGGUCUGUUCUUGUUCUUCCCGGGAAAGACGACUUCGCGGGUAUCGGUGCUAUACACCGGGCACGUUAAAGAACCAGACUGUCUAUAGUUUUCUAUUUUCAAAACUGUUAUGUUCGAAUUCCGGAUCUUGUCACAUAUAUUUUGUCAUCACAGUUUUAACACUUUAGAUAAAUAGUGACAUAUCUGGUGUAUUAUUUACGUCUUUAAAACAGUUUGAUAUGUCGAUUUGGCGCUUUUUCAUAUUUCCUCUAGAUGGUAACUUAAUGCUUUCAUAACAACCCCUGCUUUUGUCAAAAUAACUUAGAGUGUUUGAGUAUUAAGCUAAAUCUUAAUCUAUUAAAUUGUUAUCAGUAGAUCUAAAUCAGAUUUUUCUCUACUUGUAUAAAUGAGUAUAUUGUUAUUUUCUCGUUAAGUAAUUGUGAGCUUUUUGUAUAAUAAGCAAAUUUAAUUACCUCUAAAUUUAGUGCAUCUAAACGAAGGGCUCUAGAUGGGCUUUUGUAUAUGCGGUUGGUCAAGGGUCGUCGUCCAUCAUCCAUUGUCAAUCGACUUGACUGGUCACAGUUUUUGUCAAGUCUUUUACUCAGACUGUUUCCAACAAGUCAGUGUCGGACGAGUUCGAUAAUGUGUCAUGCGGAGUCAAAACUGAGUAGCACGAUCAAUAUAUAUAUAAUGUUGAACCAAUAGAACUAUCCUCAAACCUAGAUAUUGUUUUACGAGAAGAUAUCAUCGCCUUCUCAAUGAACUAUAGAGGUGGCAAAAUAUACUGGUACACAAUCAUACAUGUACAUAUUGUAUAGAUAUUCGAGAUGAAUGUCAUUAUAUUUUUGUGUAUCCAAAUUUUGAAAAGGAGAGAAAUAAUAUAUACAGAUAAUUCGGUAGGAAUAUAUGCCAUAUAUGUUUAAAUGUGUCAAUUUGUUUACAUCUUGAAAUACAAAACAACUUUAUGUAUAUACUGAUAUACGUGUCGAUAUAUAUAUGGGCCGUUCCAUGAGAAAACCUGUAAAAGUGAAAUGGUGUAUUUGUUGCAUAAAAUCCUAGAAUUUUUUUAUUUUUUUAAGUCUUCUUAUUUUCAUGUAGACACUAAUAAUAAGUAUAUUGUAUUAUCUAAGGGAAAACAAAUUAUAACAUAUUUUACAAAUAAAUGUUAUUUGUGUUGUCAUGGCAAUGAGAAUUCCAUAGAACCCAUGCAUCAUGAUAAUAUAGAGAUGUGUAGAUAAUAGGCCCGUGAUGAAACAAAAAUAUACUGAUACGUUAUUUUUCAUUAAACUCAUUUUUAAACUGUUCUCAAAUAUUAAAACGUAUGAUAUUGAGUAAGUGAUACGCAAAAUGUGUUGCUUAAAUAACUUGAAAAAUACACGCCAUGCACGGCGACGUCAUGCUGUUGCAUGACGUGCUUUAACGUCCCGUCUCAAUAUUCCUUCUAUGACUUACAUAUAAUCAUUGUAACUCUUGAAACAGCGAUAGUAAUUACUUCAAAUUGUCAAAUUUGUAAGGUAAAAGAAUGUUCUUCACGAAAAUUGUGUAACUUCAGUUUUGAUUGUUUGUCAUUAAUACAGGUUUUCUCAUGGAACGGCUCAAAACUGUUAUGUUUAUAGAACUAUGCAAUUCUUUUCUAUAUAUUGAUAAGUAAUAAGAUUGCAAAAUGCAUUAUAUUCAAACAGAAAGAUUGUAAAUAGCUAUGUUUGAGACUUAAAAGUAUUUGAAUUCAGUAAUGUAUUCUAUUCAACUUAUCAUAUUACUCAGACGAUUUAAAUGUAUUUUUCUUUUGUUUUGAUAUUACAACACAUCUUGUGCUAUAAUGUAAUAAUAUUUACAUGUAAUCUGUAAGUAAGUAAGUAAGUAAAUAAGAUAAUAAGUAAGUAAUCUAGUAAAAAGCCAGUCAGUAAGCCAGUAAGAAAGUUAAUCAGUAAGCAAGUAGCAAGUAGUAACUAAUUACAACACAUGUUCUGCUAUGAUAAAAUAAUAUUUACUUGUAACCUUUAAGUAAUUAAGUUAGCAAGUAAGUAAGCCAGUAAGUAAACUAGUAAGUAAUGAAGUGAGUAAGCAAGUAAAAAAGUAAACCAGUACAUAACAAAAUAAGCCAAUAAGUAAAUUAUUAGUUAGUAAGCCAGUGCAUACGUACGUACGUACGUACGUACGUAUGUAUGUAAGUGAAGUGAUGGAGUCAGUGAGUAAGUACGUAAGAAAAAAGUAAGUAAGGAAGGAAGUAAGAAAGUAAUAACAAAGUAAACAAGUAAGGAAGUAAGUGACUAGUCAGUAAGUAGUAAGUAAGAGAUUUAGUAAGUAAGUAAGUAAUUAUCUAAGUAUGUUUGCACGUAAGAUUAACUGAGUUAGUAAGUUAGUAGUAUAAGUAAGUAAGUAAGUAAGUAAGAGUAAGUACGUAAGUAGUAAGUACCUUCAUAAACAAUAGUUUGUCAUUUGGAUUAUUGCAAUGUUUAUUUUGCUCAAUAAACAAUCAGGUAUUCAAUUUCUUAUACCGAUAUUCAAAUUAGAUAAAUUUCCGCUUUGUUUAUGUUUUUGUUUUGUUUGGGUUAGUAUGAAGGUGUAAACGUUAUUUUACAUGUUAAUGUGUUAGAUAUACGUGUCUAUAUCGUAUGUCAAGUUUAAAACUGUGUAUGUUUGAGUGUACUUUACUUAAUACGUAGUCUUUAAAAUGAAAUGUAGACGUUUUGUACAGUCGUAAUCAUACUGCUAAUGUUUCCCUCUAUUAGUUAUAAAUGAAACCAUGUCAGAAAGUUUGUCUUUUUCUUUUUAAAUCUAGAUUAUUUUUUAGAAACCGAGUCAUUUACACUAGAUCACUUGGUUACAUUAUCUAAAUAUCUUGUUGACACUCUAGGGGCCAUCUUUUAUAAUACUUGAUUAACUGGAAAACUGGUUAGAAUUUUUGCUCGUAUAUUUUUUUUCUUUUUGGAAUUGUUUCAGAAACGUGGAACAACCCGUUUAUUUUUUCAUUUCAGCAUGUGACAAUAAUAGUAACAUACAUUGACAUUUGAGUGUGAGACAAUAUAUGAAUACAUGUGAGCAAUGUCAUCUUGAUUACGUAGUUAAUUUGAAUACAAGAUCACAUAUUCUUUAAGAAGAGCUAUCAAAGUAUACUGACGAAUAUUCCUAUUUUCAUAAUAGUUGAUUAAAACUAAAUAAUCGCAAUAUGAUUUGUUCCAAAUGUUAAAUGAUUUUGUUCGUCUUUCGCUCAUAAAAAAAGAUUUAUAUAUGCAAUAUCAAAUACAGUAAUAAAUCUGUAUAAUUAUAUUCACGAAGUUUUAACUUGUAUCCAAUAAACAUACAUUUCAGAUUCCUUUACGAUUUAUUAAAACCACAUUUAUUAAAUGUUUCUACUGCUUUUGACCAGAAGGUAUCUAAAUAUCUACAACCAAGGUAGAAGUGGUCUAAGUCUUUAAACUUAUUACAAUAUUUACAUAAUGGGCUAUUUUCGAUGUUCUACUUAAACAGAUAAGCAUUUGUUGCAAGUAUUCUAUGUAUAGUCUAAUAUAUAAAUUGCUUUAUUCGAGUAUCUACUACAACUUUAUUUACUUUAUUUAACACAUAGUAAAUGGAUUCCCAUUUGAUGUUAUUUGAAAAAAAGCUCUUCUCAAUAUUUGUGAUUGUACGGUUUGUUACAUUUUGGCGUCGAGAAAAUGAUUGUAUAUGUCCUUAUUUCUUUUAAACUUUAAGUCGGGUUAAAACUGUAUUAUCAUAAAUCAAAACUAGUUUAUAAUGUCAAAUAAAAACACACUUGACACCAUAUUUUUCUAGCUCAACAUAAAAAGUAGUCACAGUGUUUAUUUACUUUUUGAAACCUGUCAUUUUCUCUGCAAUUCUCUUAAGUCCAUUUAAAACAAAAUAAACUAAGUUAAGUUAGGAACUGAAUCAUCUGGGAUAAAAGAAAAUUAAGUCAAUACGACUAAACAUAGAAGAAAACGUGUCAACAUUCCAGAGGCACAUUAAUUUUUUACCAGACGAACAUGACAUUGAUCACAAUGUUUGUCUACCAAAAUGCGAACAUGACAUUUGUCACAAUGUUUGUCUACCAAAAUGCAAACUAAGUUAUAUGGAUUCACAAACUAGGUAGUCACUAGGUCAGAUAAUAUACUGAACAGCAAAAGAAACUAUCCAGAUGAACAACUUGGGUAUUUUUUAAUAACUAACUUAGAUUCAUAAAUUUGACUUGUUUUCUUCUUACCAUAUUACACUUGAAUUAUUUUUUUUUAAACUCUAUCAACCGUCAGUAGUCCCACAAUAGCCGUUUAGCAUAAAAUUUUGGCUAUAUCUUCUGCGUGUCUGUUUCGUUGUAACAUCCCAAUUGUGCGCUUGUGCUGAAUUUGAUUCAGGUCUGCUAUGCAACCAACAAUAUUUUUUAAACAUUAUGCUGUUUUUCGAGUGAGCCAAUCAUCAAUGUUUCCAGUGACGAAAAAAUAUACAAAUAAAAUCAUUAAUUACACACGCACGUGGAUUUCGUGCAAAAAAGGUUAUUGGAACUUCUGACUUUCCUUAUCCAAACAGGUACAAAAUGAAAUUUUGUCAGAUGUUUUUCUUUAUUUAAUUAUUCCACAGAUUCUUUUCACUUUUCACAAAACCUACCGGAACAUGAAUUUAAUGAAACAGUUUAGUAUAUCCUUAAAAUAGCAAUAGAAUUAGAUACAUAUUAGUAAACUACAUUUGUAUUGCAAUAUAGCCAACGUGUAUUCCGGCAAUGUAUUAGUUCUUAUUUUGUAUUGUAUAAUGUUUUGUGUUCUAUUGUAUUACGGCUAAUAAAGAUAUGUAAUCAG
Molecule: messenger RNA, 10008 nt
Organism: Mercenaria mercenaria
Lineage: Eukaryota; Metazoa; Mollusca; Bivalvia; Venerida; Veneridae
Exons: 3
Coding region: 56-2140 (694 amino acids)
Molecular function (GO): zinc ion binding
Source: RefSeq, a predicted model, not a curated record